This is a messenger RNA of Toxoplasma gondii ME49, 689 nucleotides long. RefSeq lists its product as hypothetical. The transcript has 3 exons. The record is from RefSeq and is a predicted model, not a curated record. Bases 333 to 689 code for a protein of 118 amino acids. Lineage: Eukaryota; Apicomplexa; Conoidasida; Eucoccidiorida; Sarcocystidae.
GAAAACUGUGACGAAGAACUGACGAAUCGAGGACAGCUUCCCCGAAGACGGAAAUGGGAGGCGCAGGGGUACACACAUGAAAUACAACGGCGAUCCCCGGGAAGAGUCGGGGUUUGCUCCCUCCGUCCGCACCGGAAAAAAGCUGAUAUUAUCUACGAACAUACUCAGGAGAGACGUUUAGCGGGAGAAAGGAAACGCAGAGAUGCUCUAUUUAGAAAACGGACUGUAAAUGGCGAGGUAGAAGCCGCUUUUCUGUAGCUCGGCGCACGGUCGGUGGGAGCAGCUUUGCUAGGAACCCCCAGCGCUGUCUCGGCGUCCGCGUCUUCGAAAAGAUGGGGACGGAACGAAAACAUGGAUUUCUUUGCCACAAGUUCUUCUCUGAGUUGCUUGUCAAUUAUUUGUGCUGCGGUUUCCCAGAAAAGGAGAAACCGUUCACAUUCGAAGGAGGGAACCGACCUACGACAGCGGCUGCCUCCCGAGAACUCAGUGCUUCAGUCAGUAGACAGUUUAGAGUGAAUCGCACAAGGAAAGCCGAGCACAGGAAUGUUGCGUUUUUUGCGAGGCAUUGUCCUGAUUCUCUACUUCUCAUCCAUUGUAUAGCCCAGCCAAGACAGAGAGUGUCACAGGAAACACGCACACUCAGUCUCGCCGGCUUCAACCGGUGGAAACGUCUGAGUGUCUCCGGAUGA